AUGGACAUCUUUGAUUUUGAUAGAAGGAACGGCGCUCAGCAGAUUGCUUCUUGGGAAAGUGACUCAUUUGCUAAGAAUUUUGAGCAAACUAUCAUUCAUUAUCAUAUAAGAUUGAGUAGAAAACUGAUUAUAUUUGAUGCUUCUAAUGCUAAAAAAAUUGGAGUAGAUCCUCAGGUAUCUGAUAUCGGAAGAGGUACUUUUAAAAGAAUGAUAGUAACUGCUAAAAAUAAUAAAGGUGAAGUAAUUGAAGAAGAAUUAGAUAAUAAUCAAAAUAAUUCUAAUGUUCGAACAAAAAUAGAAAGUAAAAACGAGAAAGAUAAGUCAAAGACUAGUGAAUUAGAUAUAGAUGAUAGUGAUGAUGAAUCCGAGGGGACAGAUGCAACAGAGGAAUCAGAAAAUGAUGCUGCAGAAUCAGAAUCCAACAAUAAUCUUGUUGAAUUCUGA
Messenger RNA from Acaulospora colombiana, 444 nucleotides. Lineage: Eukaryota; Fungi; Glomeromycota; Glomeromycetes; Diversisporales; Acaulosporaceae. The record is from the annotation of a GenBank genome assembly.